AUGAAACCUAGUGAAUCGGACGUAGAUAUUGAACAGCAAGUACAAACAUUGCCGUUAAAAAUAAUGUCUCCAUCACCGACUACGCAACAAGAAACAUCACUACCAUCGAUUGAACUAAAUGGACUUUUCAAUGGACAUUCAACAAAUUAUGAUGAAGAAACAAAAAUAGCGACAAAAUUAAAAAUAGACGAUAAUUCUGAUAUUGAUAAUAAAAAUCGAAAAAAUUCAGAUUAUGAUGAUGAUAAUAAUAAUGCGAGUACGUUAUCGAUCGAUGCUUCAGACACAGCGACUAUAUCUCCGUCAUCUUCUUCGACUACUACAGCGACGACAUCAGCUACAAAUGGUACAAAUGAUAAUUUAGUUUUAUUACAAGAAAUAUCAUUUAAUAUUAGGAUACAAGCGCCACAAGUAGAUAUAUUUGAUUUACCAGUGACAUCAAGUGAACUUGUACAAGAAAUUCAUCAAGUGUUAAUGGAUAAAGAAGAAACGUGCCAUCGAACAUGUUUUUCUCUACAAUUAGACAAUGUUGUAUUAGAUAAUUUUACAGAAUUAAAAAAUAUUGAAUAUUUAAAAGAAGGAAGUUUAUUGAAAGUAGUUGAAGAGCGAUAUACUGUCCGUGAAGUUCGCAUUCAUGUUCGUCAUAUAAACGAGUUAAUUCAUGCUUGUGAUCCUGUUGAUUUGUAUUAUGGUACAAAUGGUUAUUCAUUAUCUGUCGUGAACGAUAUUACAAAUGGAGAUAUUACAUCGUCACCUUCAUCAAAUUCGAAUGAACGACGUUCUCAACGUCUAGAUUCAUCACAAAAAUCAGAUUUAUUAAAUUCAUCUUCUUCAUCUUUAAAUGGAGUUGAAUUUAAUGUACCUGAAUAUUUAUUACCAAAUCAAAAAGAUAUUUUAUUAACAUCAUUAUUUACUACAAAUACAAAAAAUAGAGCGUUACAGUGUCUCAAAGUAUUAUCGUAUAGUGGAUGGAAUCCUCCAACAGGAUCUCGAAAAUUACAAGGUGAUUUAAUGUAUUUACAAGUGACAACAUGUGAAGAAAAAGCAUUUCAUAUAACAGCUUGUACCAAAGGCUUUUUUGUUAGUCAAACAACUGAUGAACGAUUUAUUCCAAAACCUGUACAACCAAAACAAAUUUAUCAUUCUCUAGUUGAUUUAUUAAAUAGUAUUAGUCCAAUUUUUAAAAAAAAUUUUUCAUUAAUUCAACGUCGACGAUGUACAAAACAUCCGUUUGAACGAAUUCAGAUUCCAUAUCAAAUUCAUCCAUGGUUAUCACCACGUUUUGAACAUACAGUAGAUUAUUUUCGAGCUGAAGAUGCUAAUAUCAAUAAAUUGGGUCAUGAAGAUCACAUACCCGGUCAAGUUCGUGAUUGGAACGAAGAAUUACAAAUAACAAAAGAAUUACCAAAAAAAAACUUACCAGAACGUUUAGUUCGAGAACGAGCAAUGUUUAAAGUUCAUUGUGAUUUUAUCUCAGCUGCUGUACGUGGAUGUCAAGCGGUUGUAGAUGGAAAUAUAAUGGCAAUAAAUCCGGGAGAAGAAUCAAAUCUUGGUUUUGAUGUUAAAGAUCAUUAUAAAGAUUUUGGUGGUGAUGCAGCUGCGCAUGUGGCACCAACAAAUGAUUUACAAGGUGUUCGAGCAAUAAAAUCGUUGGAUAUUGAUGGUUUACAUACACUAGGAACGGUUGUCGUCGAUUAUAAAGGUUUAAGAGUUACAGCACAAUCCAUUGUACCAGGUAUCUGGAUAAUGUUGUUAUUAAGACGUUAUUUAAAAGUUCUAAUUUUUCUAUUCUUAUUUUUAUGGAUAUUAAUUUUAAUUUUCAUCUAUUUUCCCAUAUCAAAAUCUCAAUUUUCUAAUGAACAUCGAAUCUAUUUAUCAAUUUUAAAUGAAUUACCAAAAAUUGAAUAUUUAUUACGUUCAAAACAAUCAAAUUUAACAUUAAUACAAAAACAAUUAAUUAAAAUUGAAAAAUAUUUAAAUAAAUAUACUUUACAAUUAAAUCGAUUAUUAAAAACAAUUGAUUCUACAAAAUUGAAUCAAAAACAAAAUGAUAUAUAUUUUCCUGAAAUAAAACAUUUUUUAAUAAAACAAGAUACAAAAAUAUUUUUAGUCUAUUUUGAAUCAAUAUUAGAUUUAAUGAACAAUACAAAUGAUAUAUUAGAUUUAAAAAUACUUAGUCAAUUUUAUUUAAAAUUAAAAAAUGAUAUACCCUAUAUAACAUCUAUGAAAGAACAUGCCUAUUUAAAUUUAGUUUAUUUACCAAUUAAAAUAAAAUAUUAUUCAAUAGAAUUAUGUGAAAAAUUAUUAAAAAUUUCAUUUUCAAAUAAAAAAUAUUUAUUUUUCUAUGAAUUUAUUUUUGAUAAUAAUAUAAUAAAUGAAAAUAUAAAUUAUUCAUGUUUUAAUGAUUAUUCAAAUAUAUUUUUUCCUAUUCGAUUAUUUUCUAAUGAUAAAAAUGAGAAUAAUGAUGAUACAAUGAAUUUAUAUUUUACUGAUGAACGAUCACAUACAACGGCAAUUAUUUAUUUACGACAACAACAAACAUUGUUUGAUAAUGAUAAUAAUUUUAAUUAUUUUGAACAAGAAAAACAAAAACUUGAUUAUCGUUUAAAAAUAAUUGAUACCUGUUUUGACUAUAAAUGUCAAAAAUUAUUAUUAAACAAAGCAUUUAAAUUAAAAAUGUUUUAUUUUAUUAUUCUAUGUUCUCAAAUCUAUAAUCAACUAUUACAAUUUCAAUUUUUAGACAUUUUCUUUUACUUAGUAUCACAUCGAAUUAUUCCAAUUUUAUCAUCAUCUUGUUAUGAUUAUUUACCUUAUAAAACUGUUAUUCAUUGGCAUAAACAUCUUCAAUCAUCAUCAUUAAAUAUACUUUACAAUUCAUAUUUUAAUACAUUUGAUAAACGUUUAUUAACAUUUUUAUCGUAUAUUAGAACGGAAAAAUUAUUACCACCAUUAUCAUAUCCCUAUGUUGAUGAUAAAUCAUUAUAUGUAGUAGAAUAUUCUCGACAAUUAAAUUUUUCUACAAUGCCCAGUUAUUCACAAUUAGAUUUGAUUAAUUUUAAUUAUAACUAUCAAUCAGUGUCUACAUUAAGUGUUUAUGAUCAAUGGAACAGAUAUUAUCAACCAUUUUACAGUUUUAAAUCUGUUCCAUUUGAUGAAACAAUUCGUUCUCAUGAACAAUAUACAAUUAUUCUCUUAACAACUAAACAACGUUUCUAUCAAUUAAUUCGAUCAUUAUUAAGUUUAAAUGGAUUACCAAAUUUAAAUCGUGUUAUUGUCUUAUUUAAUAAUAUUGAUAAUAGUUCAAUAUUUAAUCAAACUUUAUUAAUAAAUGAAACAGAAAUAUAUUUAAAAUAUUAUCUUGAUGAUUAUUGGCAAUAUUUACCAAAAUUACAUGUACCAAUUAGUUAUAUAUUUAAUUUAAAAAAUAAUUUAAAUAAUCGAUUUUUAACAUUUCAAAAAUAUAUUCAAACAGAUUGUAUUUUAUCAUUAGAUGAUGAUAGUUUUUUAAGACAAGAUGAAAUUGAAUAUGGUUUUCGAGUAUGGUUAGAAAAUCGUGAUCGUUUAAUUGGUUUUAUAUCUCGUUCUCAUUCCAAACAGUAUAUCAAUUCUUCUUCAACAUUAUAUUCUUAUAAAUAUGAAACAAAUUUAAAAUCUUGUACAUAUUCAAUGAUUUUAACUGGUGCUUCUUAUUAUCAUCGUUGGUAUUUAGAAUUUUAUUCAUUAUAUAUGUCUUCAUCUAUUCGUUCAUACAUUACUCAAAAUAUGAAUUGUGAAGAUUUGGCAAUGAAUUAUUUAAUAACAUAUUUAAGUCAAAAAUCACCAUUAAAAAUAACGGGAAGAACAUCAUUUAAAUGUUCAAAAUGUCAAGAAAGUUUAUCAUUAAGAGAACAUCAUUAUGAUAUAAGAUCAAAAUGUUUAGAUUAUUUUACACAUAUUUAUGGUUAUAAUCCAUUAAAAUAUUCAAUUUAUAGAGCUGAUAGUUUACUUUUCGGUGUACAACAAUCACAACAACAACAACAACAGACAAAUUGUAUACUUGAAAAAGAACAAGAACAAAGUGUUGUUUAUGGUUCAACUGAUUUUGGAAAAACUUGUACAACAAGUGAAAAAUAUCGAGAAUUGUUAGAAAAAGUAGCAUCAUUACUUAAAAUAAAACCACAUUCAAUCAAAACUGAAAAAGGAGAAUCUAUUGAAUUAUAUACAGCUGUUGAAUGUAAAGGAAUUAUUGGAAAUGAUGGAAGACAUUAUCUACUCGAUUUAUUACGAAUGAUGCCACCCGAUCUCAACUAUUUGAUAGUUGAAAAUGAACAAGUGUCGUCUGCUCUGCAACAAUUGGGUUAUCCAAAAUCAUUUUCACAUCGUCUAUGUUGUUUACGUCAAGAAUUAAUUGAUGCAUUUAUAGAACAAAAAUAUGUCGACUUUUAUCGUUCAAUUGCGUUGAAUUUAUCAAAACUAAGAACAAGUGAGCUUCUAACAAAUGACACAUCAUCGGAACAACGAAAUAAUGUUGAAGAAGCAAAACGAAUUGUGAAUGAAAUUAGUGUCGAAGAUAAUAGUCGUGAAAUAAUUCUAUCAGCUUGUCGCUCAAUUGGUUCAGUUAAAGAAAAUGAAUUUGAUGUUCGAUUUAAUCCAGAUUUAUUCCAACCACAUGUCAUAUUAAAUCAAACACCUGCUGAAACAACAGCUGAUAUUAAAUUAUUGAAAGAAGCUGGUGAAUAUCUUUUAUUGAAACAAAUUCCAAUGAUGAUUCAAGAUUUUCGAGAUCAUUCAACUGUGCCAGUCGAUGGUGAAAGUUUGUCAGAAGCAAUGCAUUCAAGAGGUAUCAAUAUUCGAUAUCUUGGACGUGUAGCAGAUUUACUUAGUCAACAAUCAUCAUUAGAAUAUGUCUAUGAAAUUGUUGUUACUGAAAUACUAUGUCGUUGUACAAAACACAUCUUUCGUUCUUACAUUCAAACAGUACCUGCUCAUUUAACAGCCUAUUCAAUUAGUCAUUUUCUCAACUGUCUCCUUACUACAACUACAACUGCUAUAGUAGAAAAUCUAAGCGAUGAUCUAUCAACAAAUACGCAUACAAAUGGAACAACAAAUGGAAACGGCAACGGGCACACAUCAGCAACAUCAACACAAAAGUCCACAAAUAAAAAGAAAAAUAAAAAGCAACAACGAAAACAUAGUCCAAUUACAUCCCAAACUGAUUCAUUAGAUUUUUCAUCAUUAACAUCGAAAACUCUGUGGAUACAAUUGUCAAAUGAAGCUAAAACAAGAUAUAGUUUUGAUUUAAACUGUGAUGACAUUGAUAGUUUUCAAGAGCAUUAUCACGUUCGUCGUACAUGUAUACUACGUUCGUUUUGUCUUAAAACUGGACUACAAUUAUCAUUAAGAGAUUAUCAAUUUGAUUCGAUGACGUCAACAACACCAACAACAACAAAAAAUAUUUUAUCAAAUUCACCUACAAUCCCGUGUUUCAACGAAGAUGAUAUUAUUAAUUUAUAUCCAGUUACUAAACAUGUUGCACCAAAACCGAGUGACGCUUAUCAAUUUUUUACCACUGGUCAAUCAAAAAUUCAACAGGGUUUAUUACGUGAAGGUUAUGAAUUAAUAUCGGAAGCGCAUAAUCUUUUGAAUAAUGUCUAUGGUCCAAUGCAUUCAGAAAUUAGUAUGUGUCUAAGAUUAUUGGCACGAUUAAACUAUAUAAUGGGUGAUUAUCAAGAUGCACUUAGUACCCAACAUAAAGCUGUUAUGAUGUCUGAGAGAGUACUUGGUAUUGAUCAUCCACAAACAGCCACAGAAUAUAUUCAUAUGGCAUUGUAUUCAUUUGCUAAUGGACAUUCAACCAAUGCUUCAAAAUUAUUAUGUCGAGCAAGAUAUAUUAUUUUAGCUUGUUGCGGAGAAAAUCAUCCACAAAUUAGUUUGAUUGAUAGUAAUCUUGGCUUGAUACUGCAAUCACACGGAGAUUAUGAUAAUGCAUUGAAAUUUAUGGAGAAAUCAUUAGAAUUAAAUAGGAAAUUUUAUGGUGGUAAAAGUUUAAAAGUAGCUUUAUCUCAUCAUUUAUGCGCGCGAAUUCAAUCGUGUCGUGGCGAUUUUCGUUCAGCGUUAAAUAGCGAACGUGAAGCAUAUCAAAUUUAUAAAUUACAGCUUGGCGAUGAUCAUGAACGCACACGUGAAAGUGCUCAAGUAUUAAAACAUUUAACCGAACAAGCUGUAGUAUUACAAAGACGAAUGAACGAUGUUGUUAAAGGACAAUUGAUUUUGUUUCCAAGUAUAACGAUACAACAACCAAGUUUUCAAAAUGUACUUGAAAUGUUAAAUGUUGUGAAUGGCAUAUUGUUCAUUCAAAUCAGAGAAAAAGAUUUGGAUUUAUUGCGUGAAGAAUUAUCUAAACAAUCAUUAGUGGAAGAACAUCAACAACAAGAAGUGCAACAUUUAUCUUCACCAGCCAUUUUGGCAGCGAACAAAGCGGCAGCACUAAUGAAUGAAAUUGAUUGA
This is a messenger RNA of Didymodactylos carnosus, 6483 nucleotides long. Lineage: Eukaryota; Metazoa; Rotifera; Eurotatoria; Philodinida; Philodinidae. The record is from the annotation of a GenBank genome assembly.